This is a messenger RNA of Maudiozyma barnettii, 1569 nucleotides long. Its product is annotated as putative Xaa-Pro dipeptidase. Bases 1 to 1569 code for a protein of 522 amino acids. The transcript has a single exon. Lineage: Eukaryota; Fungi; Ascomycota; Saccharomycetes; Saccharomycetales; Saccharomycetaceae. The record is from RefSeq and is a predicted model, not a curated record. Gene Ontology annotation, molecular function: metalloaminopeptidase activity; manganese ion binding.
AUGGAUUCAGCCCUAUUUAGUUUCGGUGUACCUCUAGCAAUUGGCUCAGCAAUCACUUAUCUCUCAAAGAAGAAUAACAACAAAAAAAUAAACAAAAUGUCAAAACUUGCAGAUCCAAUCGAGGAUAUUCCUCACUACAUUAGAGAUAAUAAGUAUCCAGCUAAGAUCCACAACUCUAAAGUCAGAGAACAUCUAUUGGCCAAAUUAUCAAAGAGCGAAGCAAUUGAUGCAGUAGGGUUUUUGGUAGUCGGUAACCCCGUGGAACCAAAUAAGUAUUGUGAUACCUUUAAACAAUUUAGACAAGAACGUUAUUUCUUCUAUUUGACAGGUAUUGAUAUCCCAUCUGCUGCUUUAUUUUACGACUGUAAAUCUCAGAAAUUGGUCGUGUUCUUACCAGAAAUCGAUUACGAUGAUGUUGUAUGGGGUGGUAUGCCAAUGGAACCAAAGGAACUCCUAGAAAAAUAUGAUAUUGAUGAAGUCUAUUAUAUGAGUCAAUUGAAUGAUAUAAUUGGACAAUACAACAACAUAGAGACAUUGUAUACUACAGACAAAGACAAUUUUGAUGAAUUGAAGUUAAACGAAUCUUUGAAUAGUAUGGUUAAUGCCAAGGACAAGGAUUUCUUCUAUGCAUUGGAUGAAUCUAGAUUAAUUAAGGACCAAUAUGAAAUUGAAAUCCUAAAGCAUGUAGCUAAGAUUACCGAUAGAAGUCACUACGCAGUUAUGUCUGCUUUACCAAUUGAAAUCAAUGAAUUACAUAUUGAAGCAGAGUUUGCAUAUCAUGCGAAGAGACAAGGAGCUCGUACUCUAGGUUAUGAUCCAAUUUGUUGUUCUGGUCCAGCAUGUGGUACUUUACAUUAUGUGAAGAAUUCUGAAUCUUUGAAGGAUAAGGACUCCACUUUGAUCGACGCUGGAGCCGAAUGGAUGAAUUACGUCUCCGAUGUCACUAGAUGUUUCCCAUUAACAGGAAAAUACACUAAAGAGCAUCGUGAAAUUUACGAGACUGUUCGUGAUAUGCAAACACAAACUAUGGCAUUGAUGAAGCCUGGUAUCAAAUGGGAAGAUCUACAUAUCAUGUCUCAUAAGAUUCUAAUUAAACAUCUUGUUGAGUUAGGUAUUUUAAAGGGUAGCGAAUUCACAGAACAAGAAAUGUUUGACUCUAGAGUCUCUUGUGCUUUUUACCCUCACGGGUUAGGUCAUGUAAUGGGUCUUGAUGUUCAUGACGUCGCAGGAUAUCCAAACUAUGAGGAUCCUGAUCCUUAUUUCAAGUACUUAAGAUUACGUCGUGAAUUGAAAACCGGGAUGGUGUUAACAAAUGAACCAGGUUGUUACUUCAAUGAGUAUUUACUUGAUGAAUUCUUACAUAAACAUCCAGAGAGAGCCAAGAUGGUUGACUUUGAAGUAAUGAAGAAAUACAAAAACGUAGGUGGUGUACGUAUCGAGGAUGAUAUCAUAAUUACAAAGGAAGGAUAUGAAAAUAUGACUGGGAUAACUUCCGAUCCUGAUGAAAUUGAAAAAAUUGUUCAAGCAGGUCUUUCAAAGAAACGUUCUGAUUUCCACGUUAUUGUUUAG